AUGGAUUUCUUGGGCCAAAUGUUUUGCUGCUGUUGUCAUGAUGAAGAUGAACUGGAGAAGAAUUCAUUGAUCACUGGUGACACAUUUCAGUAUUUCAAUAAGUUACAGAAACGGCGGCAGUCAGAGGCAGCUAACUUGUGGAACGAACCAGCAGACCACGCUCAUGUGGAGAGGAGAGAUGAUCAUGAGCUUCACAAGCUGCUGGAGAAGAGGUCAAAAAUGCGCCGGGGGUCAGAGGAAUACCGAUGUUUGAGCUUUGACAUCAUUGCCCACCGACAGAUCCGUAGAAAGGUAAAGGAUCGAUGGAAACAUAUCUUGGAAGUCUUAGGAUUCAAAGCUGAAGCAGAUGGGCUACUCACUGUAACUUCCAGUACUUCAUAUGAAUCUCUCCGCCACCCUCAAGAGGCCCGCAGUCUCCAUACUACUUUGGCUGAGCAGACAUCCAUUUUUGGUCAUCACCAUGGUGGUCCACCAGAGAGAUAUCUCUUUGUCCUGGACCGGCUUAUUCUUCUUGAUGUGGGAGAUGAUUUCCUGUCAGCUGCACGUCACUUUUAUCCUGCAGAGGAAGAAGACAACAUGUCUUCCAGUGAUGCAGGACCACCUACCCCUGGUCCCAUCUUAGUCCAAUUAAAUAGUGAAACUCAAGAAGAAACUGAAGUGGAGGAGAGGAGGAGGAGACGGAGUAGUAUUAGGAGGAAUUAAAUGAGGAAUAAGCACAUUUUGGAGAGGCAAAAAGGAGGAAAUGGAAGAAUCUGAGGAAAGUGCCUUGGA
Molecule: messenger RNA, 771 nt
Organism: Python bivittatus (Burmese python)
Lineage: Eukaryota; Metazoa; Chordata; Lepidosauria; Squamata; Pythonidae
Gene: MREG
Product: melanoregulin
Biological process (GO): melanosome transport
Cellular component (GO): melanosome
Source: RefSeq, a predicted model, not a curated record